AUAACGGUUUUCCACCAGACAGUCCAUUUAUUAAACAAUCGGUUUUUGCACGACGGCCUCAAUAAUUCUUUGAAAUUCAGCUCUGCAUCUCUCUACAGUAGUUUUCUGUGAGAGGAGGAAAACCCCGAAGUCAAAUUCAGGAUUCACUGCCAGCUCGAGGUUCUGCAUUUUUCCUCUUUCGCUUUGCUGUUUAAAUUUUCUCGGCAAGUCAAAACUCUCUCUGAUCAGGAAGUACGAGUUUUUGUUAAAUUCCUGUUAUUGAAGUAGAGUCUGAAAUUCUCUAGCUGGAGAUUUUGCUUCACUUGAAUCUUGUAAUUUCUGAUAAUGGCUUCUGGGUAUGCAAAAUAUGAUGUAUUCCUUAGUUCUAGAGGUGCAGAUACUCUACAUAAUUUUACAGGACAAUUGUAUACUGCUUUGUGUCAGCAAGAAAUUAGAACUUUUAUAUAUAGUGAAUUCGAUAGGAAAGAUGAAGUAACGCCGGUAACUUUGCAAAAAAUUGAACAAUCAAAGAUUGCAUUGAUAAUUUUCUCGGAAAACUAUAUGAAUUCAACAUGUUGCUUGGAUGAACUUGUGAAGAUACUUGAGUGCAAGACAACAAUGGGACUAGUGGUUUUGCCGGUAUUUUACUCUGUAAAUCCAUCAGACAUGUAUGGCAUAGCUAGGAGGUUUGAUGAUGUGUCUGUGGAGAACAGUCUUAAACAGGACAGAGACAGGUUGCAGAAGUGGAGAUAUGCUUUGAUGGAGGCUGCUAAUCUAUCUGGGUGGGAUUCGACGACUAGGUCACAGUCUGACCUUGUAGAUGGAAUCGUUAAAGAUAUCUUGAGAAAAUUGAGCCAUAUGUCCUCAAGCAAUACUGAGAGGCUUUUUGGAAUUGAAUCACACAUUGAGAAACUCAGAGGAAUGUUAUCCACUGGAUCUACUGGAGUUUCUAUCUUAGGUAUUUGGGGUAUGGGUGGAAUAGGUAAGACCACCAUUGCUGAAGCCAUUUUCAAUCAUAUCAGUAGUGAAUUCGAUUGUUGUUGCUUUCUUGCAAAUGUUAGGGAAGAAUCAGAGAAUCGUGGCCUAGUUCGUCUGCGCAAUGAACUUUUUUCUAGGUUACUUCAUAAACAAAAUGUUUAUAUGGGAACACCCAUUAUAGGAAAUAAUUUUGUAAUCAACCGUCUUCGACGAAAGAAGGUUCUUAUUGUUCUUGAUGAUGUGAAUAACUCAAAGCAGUUAAGCUAUUUAGUGGGCGAGCACAAUUGGUUUGGUCCAGGAAGUAGGAUAAUCAUAACUACUAGAGAUAAACAUUUACUUCAGGAUGGAGUUGACAAGACAUAUGAAGUGAAGGGAUUAGCAUAUAAAUAUGCUUUGCAGCUAUUCAGUUGGAAAGCUUUUGAACAGGACCACCCAGUUGAAGACAACAUGAAAAUAUCAAAUAGGAUAUUAAAGUAUGCAAAAGGUGUCCCAUUAGCCUUAAAAGUUUUAGGUUCCUCUCUGCACAACAGAAGCAAAAAAGACUGGGAGAGGACAUUGAGCAAAUUGGAAAGAACACCAAAUAUGGAAAUCCAAAAUGUGUUGAGAAUUAGUUAUGAUGAGCUAGAGGAUGAAGAGAAAGAUAUAUUUCUUGAUAUUGCAUGUUUCUUUAAAAGAGAGACAAGAGAUGAUGUAACAAAGAUACUAGAUGGUUGUGGUUUCUCAUCAGACAUCGGAAUCAGUGUUCUCAUUGAUAAGUCCCUUGUAUCAAUUUCAAAUGAUAGGAUAUCAAUGCAUGAUUUGGUGCAGGAAAUGGGUAGGGAAAUUGUUCGCCAAGAAUCCCCUGAAGAGCCUGGCAAUCGUAGCAGAUUAUUGCAACACAAGGAUAUUUAUCAUGUAUUGACAAAUGAAACGGGGACUGAUGCAGUUGAAGGCUUAUCACUAGAUAUGUCUAAGUUAAGGGAGGUGCAUUUAAAUCCAGAUGCUUUUGCAAAAAUGCAUCGACUUAGAUUUCUUAGAUUCUAUAGUUCUCUUUAUCGUGGAGGCUCUGAGUCGGAGGACCUUACAUUCCCUGAUUUGUAUGGUUCUCGCUAUUAUAGAGACUACAAAGAGGGAAGCAAUUUGCAAAUCUCUGAGGGCCUUAAAUCUCUCUCUAAUCAGUUGAGGUUUCUUCAGUGGCAUAUGUACCCUUUGAGGUCUUUGCCUUCAAAUUUUCAUCCGGAGAAUCUUGUGGAACUGAACAUGCCUCAUAGCAAGGUUGAGCAUCUCUGGGAUGGAGUUCAGAAUCUUGUGAAGUUAAAACGGAUUAAUCUAAGUUACUCCCAUCACUUAGUUGAAGCCCCUGACCUCUCACAAGCUAUAGAUCUGGAGAGAAUGGAUUUUAGAGGCUGUACAAGUCUGGGUGAGGUUCCCUCAUCAAUCCGGUAUCUUGAUAAGCUUGAUAUUCUGGAACUGGGAGGCUGCAAAAAUCUUAGGAGAUUACCAAGCAAUAUUUGUCUGAAAUCUCUUAGAAUUCUAACUCUCUCUAAUUGCUCCAGCCUCAGCAUUUUUCCAGAGAUCUCAUGGAAUUUAAAAGAGUUAAAUUUAGACGGGACUGCAAUAGAAGAAGUGCCUUCAUCCAUCGAGUGCUUCUCUAGGCUUGUUACACUAAAUAUGAAAAACUGUGCAAGGAUCAAGAAUCUUCCAGACUGUAUUUGUAAGUUGAAAUCCCUUCAGAAGCUUUUUCUAGGUGGAACAUCCAUUAAAGAGCUACCUACAUCAAUUGAAAGUAUGAGCGGGCUCACUUUAUUAUAUCUGCAAAAGUGUAAAAACUUGGUGAGACUUCCUAAUGGAGUCUGUAAUUUGAAGUCCCUUAUAAACCUCUCUCUCUUUGGCUGCUCGAAACUUGAAAAAUUACCAGCAGACUUGGGGAAGUUGCAUCGUUUAUUUGAGUUUGAAGCAGAUGAAACUGCUAUAAAUCAGUUGCCAUCCUCCGUAACAUUUUUGAACAACUUAACAGAACUAUCCUUUUGUGGAUGUAAAGGUGAAUAUUCUGUAAAUUUUCCAUUGCCUCCUUUAUCAGGUUUAAGCUCUCUAAGAAAUUUAUAUUUGAGGGAUCGUGAUCUCUUGGAAUUCCCAGCAGAUAUUACCUGCUUAACAUUAUUGGAAACUUUAGGUUUAAGUGGAAACAAUUUUAAGAGCAUUCCUGCAAGUAUCAAAAAUCUUGUUGAGCUGCGACGUCUGGACUUAAGCUAUUGCAAGAGGCUUCAAUCUAUACCAGAGCUUCCACCACAUCUGAUACAUUUUGGUGCCCAUGGCUGCACUUCACUUGUAACAGUAUCAAGAACAUUGGCUGUUCUUCCAAAGUGGCUUGAUUCACUUAAUCGCCAUAUGUUCCUAUUUACAAAUUGCUCCAGUUUGGAUCAAAAUGCACUCAGAAAUAUUCUGGCUGAUGCUAAACAGAAAAUUCAGCUUAUGGCGACUACUUGUCAGAAACUUUACUGGGGUUUUUAUCCAACGCCUUCAGUUACAUUUGGUUUCCCUGGAAGUGAUAUUCCAGAAUGGUUUAGCUAUCAAAGUAUUGGAACUUCAGUUACCAUUAGGCUGCCUCAACAGUGGCAUCAUCCUAAGUUCUUGGGUUUUGCCUUCUGUAUUGUUGUUGCAUUCAAGGAACCUUAUGAUGGCUCAUUUUUCAGUAUCAGAUGUGAGUCCGAUUACCAAGAUCUUUAUUGCCAUUUGGAUGGUUGGUAUUGUGGACAGAAGGGUAAACUCGGUCUCAGUUUUAAUGGAUCAGAUCAUCUCUUCAUGCUGUAUGACCACAGUCUAUAUCUUAUGGCAGUUAAAGGUGAUGAAGGAGAAAAUGAUACAUCAUUUAGGUUCCAUGCUGUAGACAAGGACAAAAAACCCUUACAUUGUUGCACUGUUAAAAAAUGCGGUGUCCGUCUUCUGUUUCCCUAUGAAGAUAAAUCCUGCAGUUCUGCCUUGAUCCAAGGCUGUACUUCUUUUGAGAAUUUUGAUGUAAUCAACGAAGAUAAUGGGAAACCAAUGGAAGAAGAAGGCACAUUUACUAAGAGAUACCGGGAGGACGAAAGCUGCAAUAGGGCUGAAUCUGGUGGAUGUGAAAUUGGUAGCUCUAGCGAAGGGAGAGACCCUAAAAGGAUGAAGGAAUCAUGUGAAUCUAAUGCAGGAGACCCUACGCGAGCAGAAUUGAGAGCAGGCAAAGAAAUGGAAAGAAUUGAGCUUUGACUUGGAAAAAAUGUUCAUAUUCAGACUUGCAUUUAUGUGAUUGUGUACUGAUUAGGGGACAUGCAUAAUUUGACAGAACCAAUGAAUGUUCAUGUGAGACUGAUUAUCGUUGAGGAAAUGUUUUCUGUUGAAAAGGGCUUUAUGGGGCAGUAAACUGAUGUUAUUUAUAGACUUUGGAUGGAUUUAAUAGAUAGAUAUUGUGUAAGUUCUAUACUUGCUUUUUAAG
Manihot esculenta (cassava) is the source of this 4405-nucleotide messenger RNA. Its product is annotated as disease resistance-like protein DSC1. The transcript is spliced from 7 exons. Gene Ontology annotation, molecular function: protein binding; ADP binding. The record is from RefSeq and is a predicted model, not a curated record. Bases 325 to 4179 code for a protein of 1284 amino acids. NCBI's taxonomy places the organism in Eukaryota, Viridiplantae, Streptophyta, Magnoliopsida, Malpighiales, Euphorbiaceae. Gene Ontology annotation, biological process: defense response; signal transduction.